AUGUUCAUCCAGACCGAAACGACGCCGAACCCGGCCACGCUGAAAUUCCUGCCCGGCCAGGUCGUCAUGGAGAUGGGCACCGCCGAUUUCCGCGAUGCCGGCGAAGCGGGCGCCAAGUCGCCGCUGGCCGGACGGCUUUUCGAUGUCGAUGGCGUGACCGGCGUCUUCUUCGGCUAUGAUUUCGUCACCGUCACCAAGGACGAUGCGCAUGACUGGAUGCACAUGAAGCCGGCCGUUCUUGCCGCGAUCAUGGAGCACUUCAUGGCCGGCGCGCCGGUGAUGGCCGAACAGAACGGCGCAGCCGACUUUGGCGAUGAAGAAGAAUUCUUCGAGGCCGGCGACGAGAGCAUCGUGGCGACGAUCAAGGAAUUGAUCGAGACGCGCGUGCGACCGGCCGUCGCCCAGGAUGGCGGCGACAUCACCUUCCGCGGCUUUCGCGACGGCGUCGUCUUUUUGCACAUGAAGGGCGCCUGCGCCGGAUGCCCAUCGUCGACGGCGACCCUCAAGCACGGCAUCCAGAACCUGCUGCGGCACUUCAUUCCCGAGGUCGAGCAGGUCGAGGCCGUCUGA
Molecule: messenger RNA, 570 nt
Organism: Effrenium voratum
Lineage: Eukaryota; Dinophyceae; Suessiales; Symbiodiniaceae
Source: the annotation of a GenBank genome assembly